AUGUCUGCUAAGCCAAUUCGAGAAGUGAAGACAAAAAUAAAUCCGAAAGACAGCAAGUCGGUUUCGAUAGAAUCACUGCUUGAAACAAGCAUGUCCUCUGUUUCUCUUGGAAACCUAGCGAGGCUUGAUCUCGAGCUAUUACAGCUAUACCAGAAAUUGGCCCCCACAACAAUAGAAAUCAACGCCAGGAUUUACAUAUUUGAAAAAAUCAAGAAGUUGAUAGUUCGUGAGUUUCCAAGCGCUAGUGUUAUGCCCUUUGGGAGUUACACCACAGGCCUUAUUGUUCCCUCGAGUGACAUCGACAUAAACGUCCAGCUCAGCGACAACAUCGACAAGGAACACGUCAACAAGCACCUAUCGAAGAUAAAGACUCUCAUGUUCAGGGCAAACUUCGUCAAGAAAGAAACCGUGUUCCACAUCAAGAAAUGCAGGAUCCCCAUCCUCAAAUUCAGGGACGGGAUAUUUGGAUUCAGAAUAGACAUUUCUGUAAACCAAGCAAAUGGAGUCAAUGCAGCAAAGUUCAUCACAUAUACAUUGAAGGAGUAUCCAUAUAUAAAGGUGUUUGCAAUUCUGCUGAAGCAUUUUCUCACAAUAAGAAAGCAGUCGGAUGCUGCAACCGGAGGGCUCAACAGUUACUCCCAGUUCCUACUUCUUCUGAGCUUCUUCCAGCUGCAUCCUCUUGUUCAGGAGGGCUUAGUUUCUCCCCUCAAGAACAUCGGCGUGCUUUUCAUGGACUUCUUUCAGUAUUAUGGAUGCGACUUUCCAUAUAAGGUCGCGAAGAUUUCUAUAAACAAGACAGGAUACGUAAAGAACAAUGCAGGAAUGCUGUCGAUAGAAGAUCCGACAAAUCCGGAGUGUGACGUGGCUGCGGUGUGUAGAAACUCCGGUCUGGUGCUUGGAAUAUUCUCCCAUGCAUUCAAAGUGAUGAGCGCUGCUCUUAAGACAAAGAUUCCCUCACAGAAGUCUUUGGCCUCUCUAUGGUUUGGAAAGGAAAUGAAGGAGAUCACCGGAAAGGAGGAAGUUAGAAGGAUAUAUACAAAAGUGCUGAGGCAUCGGAGAAAGUAG
Molecule: messenger RNA, 1065 nt
Organism: Encephalitozoon cuniculi GB-M1
Lineage: Eukaryota; Fungi; Microsporidia; Unikaryonidae
Product: topoisomerase 1
Exons: 1
Coding region: 1-1065 (354 amino acids)
Biological process (GO): RNA 3'-end processing
Cellular component (GO): nucleolus; TRAMP complex
Molecular function (GO): mRNA binding; poly(A) RNA polymerase activity
Source: RefSeq, marked provisional